Eutrema salsugineum is the source of this 879-nucleotide messenger RNA. RefSeq lists its product as uncharacterized. The record is from RefSeq and is a predicted model, not a curated record. Lineage: Eukaryota; Viridiplantae; Streptophyta; Magnoliopsida; Brassicales; Brassicaceae. Bases 1 to 879 code for a protein of 292 amino acids. The transcript has 2 exons.
AUGGCCGUGGAGCGAGACCGCGACGCGGAAAUUGAGGCCAUCAAGGCAAAAAUCCGCGAGAUGAACUCCAAGGAGACGCAGAACACGCCUUUCACACACCGAAUCGCCUCCACUCCUUUCCGCCACUUCAGCAAAGUGAAGCUCCCACCAUAUGCCAGAAACACCGAUUACACGCAGUAUCUAACGGCAUUCACCAUCGCCAUAGGACGAGCUCACUUCACACCCAAAGAGCGCGAAGCCGGAUACUGCCAACUCUUCGUGGAGAAUCUGGUCGGCCCCGCCCUGACUUGGUUCUCCUGGCUGGAGACGCAUUCAAUCGAUAGUUUCAAGACGCUUUCAACCGCUUUCCUCAAACAUUAUUUUAUAUACAUCCAGCGUUCUGCCUCAACCGCCGAUCUCUGGGCCUUGAGCCAGGGACGGAAACAGUCACUAUGGUCGUUCAUCGAGCGCUUCAAAGCGACGGCCUCCCGAGCCUCGGUAUCGGAUAAGUCCGCCAUCCCAGCCUUGAGGAAGGCCUUCCAUUUCGAAUCGGCCUUCAAGGAUGAGCUAAAGCUCAAUGAGCCACGGACCCUGGAAGACGCGUUACAUUGUGCCAGGCUAUUCAUCAAAGUCGAGGAGGAGAGGGCAAGUCUCAGGAAGCUCGCUUCCCAGAAAAACCCGCCUCAAAAGGAGAAAACUCAGGACGAGUAUCAGGAGCCCCGCCAACACUACGACGAGGAAUAUCAGCGCAGGCAGGCCGCGACCUUCCUCGUCAGUGAUGCACCGACCUCAUGUCUCGUCGAAGAAGCCCUAGCUGUCUUCCACAUGGACGGCUCUCACUGCGCAGUCGAUACGCAGAACAACCGACCUGAGACAAUUAUCCCCAGCCCGUCCCAAUAA